CAAGAUACAAGAAUAACUCCAUCCCUGCCCAAACUGGAUCUCCAUGUUAUUCCUGUGUGGCAAAAAGGGAUUACAGGCAAGGGUGUUGUCAUCACAGUACUAGACGAUGGCUUGGAGUGGAAUCACACUGACAUCUAUGCUAACUAUGAUCCAAAGGCAAGUUACGAUUUCAAUGACAACGAUCAUGAUCCCUUUCCUAGAUAUGACCCAACAAAUGAAAACAAACAUGGGACUCGGUGUGCAGGAGAAAUUGCCAUGCAAGCCAACAACAGAAAAUGUGGAGUUGGAGUAGCCUACAAUUCCAAAGUUGGAGGUAUACGUAUGCUGGAUGGAAUAGUCACCGAUGCUAUUGAAGCCAGUUCAAUCGGUUUCAAUCCAGAACAUGUGGAUAUUUACAGCGCAAGCUGGGGCCCUAAUGAUGAUGGUAAAACUGUGGAGGGACCCGGGAGGCUGGCACAGAAGGCUUUUGAGUAUGGGAUAAAACAGGGCCGAAAUGGGAAAGGCUCCAUUUUCGUAUGGGCUUCUGGGAACGGAGGCCGUCAGGGUGACAACUGUGAUUGUGAUGGUUACACUGAUAGUAUCUACACUAUCUCCAUUAGCAGUGCUUCUCAGCAAGGCCUUUCUCCCUGGUAUGCAGAGAAGUGCUCUUCAACUCUGGCCACAGCAUACAGCAGUGGGGAUUAUACUGACCAAAGAAUUACAAGUGCUGAUCUUCACAAUGAAUGUACAGAGACUCACACUGGGACCUCUGCAUCUGCACCACUGGCAGCCGGAAUUUUUGCUCUAGCGCUGGAAGCAAACCCAAAUCUGUCAUGGAGGGACAUGCAGCACUUGGUAGUGUGGACCUCAGAAUACGAUCCACUGGCUGGAAAUCCAGGAUGGAAAAAGAAUGGAGCGGGACUGAUGGUCAACAGCCGAUUUGGGUUUGGACUACUCAAUGCCAACGCAUUGGUAGAUUUAGCUGAUCCCAAAAGAUGGAAAGGUGUACCAGAAAAGAGAGAGUGCAUUGUCAAAGACAAAAGCUUUGAACCAAGAUUAUUAAGAGCAAAUGAGGAAGUAAUCAUUGAAAUUCCCACAAAAGCCUGCGAGGGUCAAGAUGACUCCGUUGCAUCUCUGGAGCAUGUGCAGCUUGAGGCAACAAUUGAGUAUUCCCGUAGAGGUGAUCUUCAUGUCACUCUGGUAUCUCCAUCAGGGACCAGCACUGUCUUACUGGCUGAGAGAGAGAGAGAUAAAUCUCCCAAUGGCUUUAAGAACUGGGACUUCAUGUCUGUUCACACAUGGGGAGAGAAUCCAACAGGCACCUGGGUUUUAAGAAUUACUGAUGUGUCCAGAAGAAUACAAAAUGAAGGAAGGAUUGUAAACUGGAGAUUGAUUUUGCACGGCACUGCUGCCCAGCCUGAACAUAUGAAGCAGCCACGUGUGUACACGUCCUACAAUGCUGUGCAAAAUGACAGAAGAGGAGUGGAGAAGAUGACGGACUUUGUAGAG
Molecule: messenger RNA, 1488 nt
Organism: Fulmarus glacialis (Northern fulmar)
Lineage: Eukaryota; Metazoa; Chordata; Aves; Procellariiformes; Procellariidae
Gene: PCSK1
Product: proprotein convertase subtilisin/kexin type 1
Exons: 10
Biological process (GO): protein processing
Cellular component (GO): Golgi membrane; trans-Golgi network
Molecular function (GO): serine-type endopeptidase activity
Source: RefSeq, a predicted model, not a curated record